GGCCGCAAUUUCAAAACUGAUCAAUUGUAGACGAUGCUCUUUUUGAAAAUCAUAAAAACAGUAAUGGACAAAACGAGACAGGAAGUUUUCAAUAUUUCUCGGCGGAGAAACAUGCAGCUUUAGGAGUGGGGGAGUUUAUAAUUCCGAUCUCUCCGAUUGCUUUGUUGAUCGACACAACACCUUGGUGCAUUUUUACAAGUCGCAGCUUUGUAGAAUUUGGUUCCACUCAGAUUAAACACUGUCUUGGUAUCACAAUGGCCAUUUUUCGGCUGUUUUCGUCCAGACAGCCCAGGAAGCGAGACGGGCCGUGGUCUUGGCUUGUCUGUGCUUGUGCUACCAUGACCUGGGUUGCGUCAUUGGGUUUCCUGUUCAGCUUUGGAAUUUUUCUUCCGGUGUUCAUGAACUAUUUCAACGAAUCCAGGGAAACCACAGCAUGGCUCGGUUCUGUUGGUAUCGCCUUGGCCUUCUUCACUGGGCACCUGUCUUCUGCUCUGGUUACUCGGUUUGGCUGCCGAGUCACAACUUUGAUCGGAGGCGCAUUCUGUGUCGUCAGUUUGAUUACCAGCUCUUUCGUGGAGAACAUGAUGGUUCUCUUCUUUACCUACAGUCUCCUAUUUGGUUUGGGAUCCAGUUGCACGUUCUCUGCGGGUCUGGUAGUAAUAGGAAAGUACUUUAAAAAAAGACAGUCAUUAGCAACAGGGGUAUUAACAGCUGGGCACGGUGGAGGAGUGCUCGUUAUGGGCCCCACGUUAGAGGCCCUAGUGAGAAUCACCGGUAGCUGGCAAACGACUUAUCGCAUAAUGGCGGGAGUGGCGUUCAUCUUGUGUUCUCUCGCUGUGACAUUUGAUCCCAACGUUGAGAGUGAUGAAGAUGAUAACGACAAUCAAGAGAAAGAGGAACGUCACGGGGGCGAUAAAGCGAUUGAGGAGGGUGCCACAAAGAAACAGCUGAUUGAUUUCUCCGUGUGGAAAGAACUACCAGUCAUUGCUAUCAUAGUAGGCGCAUGUGUGGUAGAGUUCGGCCAUUUUGUGCCGCAGAUUCAUUUGAUUCGCUACGGUGAAGAUCUAGGAAUCUCGGCCGAGAAAGGUUCAAAAUUGUUUAUCUACUACGGACUGUGCUCCGCCAUUGGUCGGCUCCUGGCUGGUAUUAUGUGCAACAACGAGAAGGUGAACCCAUUCUACGUGUUUCAGGCUGCAGAGUUUGUGGCUGGUUUGAGCACAAUCCUUGUUACUCUUACUACAACCUACACACCUUUGGUUAUCUACGUUAUAGUAUAUGGUCUCAGCGACGGAUUCUUCUUCACGAGUUUGAGUUUCAUUCUUCUCACGGCCAGUCCGUUAAAGACGCCCGCAGUGCUUGGCUGGGAAAUGAUGCUGACAUCAGCUUUCUUGGCCAGUGGUCCUCCAUUAGCGGGUCUUUUAGCGGACAAAUUGGGCUCAUAUGUCCUUCCUUUCCAAGUUGCUGGAGGUAUUACGCUGGCAGGAUCGUUCAUUCCCUUUAUGUUGUUGUGUGACAAACGGCGAGGAAAAGCUGUGUCCAUACUGGAACAAGAAGAUGGCGAGAACCUUCAAGGAGUGGCGUGACGUUUCAUCAUGUGGAAUGUCUCAUUUUUUUUUUUUUAAUUCUAAUCAUUAUUCUCUUGUUCCAUAGAUCAAAUUAAUGGAGAAAUAUUGUGAGAGUUGUUUUGCAGGAACAGCUAAAUUGAAUAAUAAAAAAGACAACAUAAAUCAC
Molecule: messenger RNA, 1731 nt
Organism: Pocillopora verrucosa
Lineage: Eukaryota; Metazoa; Cnidaria; Anthozoa; Scleractinia; Pocilloporidae
Product: monocarboxylate transporter 10
Biological process (GO): transmembrane transport
Cellular component (GO): membrane
Molecular function (GO): monocarboxylic acid transmembrane transporter activity
Source: RefSeq, a predicted model, not a curated record